Messenger RNA from Trypanosoma cruzi, 572 nucleotides. RefSeq lists its product as uncharacterized. The transcript has a single exon. NCBI's taxonomy places the organism in Eukaryota, Euglenozoa, Kinetoplastea, Trypanosomatida, Trypanosomatidae. The record is from RefSeq and is a predicted model, not a curated record. The annotation marks the transcript as partial. Gene Ontology annotation, cellular component: mitochondrion. Gene Ontology annotation, molecular function: flavin adenine dinucleotide binding; flavin-dependent sulfhydryl oxidase activity.
AUGGAAGAGAAGGUGCUCAGGAAUAGAGCGGAUUUGUCCAUUUCCUUGCUUUUUCUGUGUGUGUGUGUGUGUGUGUUUAGUGCACACGGUAUUAUAUUUCCGCUGCAAGGUGAGGGGGGAGGAGUAUUCGUGCAAAUGGCCUCAGAGGAGCCUCUCAAUGAAAUCCCGGGCGAGUGCCCAACACCAGGCGACCUCGGCCAUGCCGGCUGGAACAUUCUCCACACGGCGGGCGCCGUGUAUCCAUACAAGCCUUCCCCUCUUCAACAGGAGGCAUUUCGUAGCUUUCUUUACAGCUGGUCACAUGUGUACGCCUGUAGCCACUGCAGCUACCACAUGCGGCGCUACUUGAAGCGCAACCCGCCGGUGGUUACCGAUAAAUUGGCUCUGAAUCGUUACCUCUGCGAGUUUCACAACACCGUCAACAAGAACCUUGCGAAACCCGUCUACAACUGUGACCCCAUGGUUGUUCUCCGACGCUGGCACCCGACCUUUCCCGAUAUGGAGGAUCAGCCGACGAUCGAGGAGCAGAUGCCGAGCAGCAACGACUGGAGCAGGCGGAGGCACAGAAGCAG